This is a messenger RNA of Eremomyces bilateralis CBS 781.70, 2470 nucleotides long. RefSeq lists its product as uncharacterized. Lineage: Eukaryota; Fungi; Ascomycota; Dothideomycetes; Eremomycetales; Eremomycetaceae. Bases 127 to 2373 code for a protein of 748 amino acids. The transcript has 2 exons. Gene Ontology annotation, biological process: wybutosine biosynthetic process. The record is from RefSeq and is a predicted model, not a curated record. Gene Ontology annotation, molecular function: catalytic activity; FMN binding; 4 iron, 4 sulfur cluster binding.
CAGUUCAAGAUUUCAGUUCAGUUCAGGUUCAACUGUAGACAUUAGUAAACUCAAUAGGACAUGGAUUUUGCUAUGCCUAUCUAUCCCCAGUGAAGAAUUAAUGGUUACCACAAAGAACACGCCAGUAUGGAUAUUGCGCCCGAAUUUCCCGCCUGGCCAUUUGAACUGCUGGAGUUGUGGCAUGAGAAUCGAUUAAACCUUCUCGCUGCAAUCGUGAUAGUUGGCCUUGCUGUGCGCCUAAUAUCCUGGAAACGGGAGACGAUAAAGGAGACUCGGCCGAAGGAGACCACUCAGUUGCACAAUGAGAAGAUCAGCUCUGGAGAAACAUCACGGCGUGUCUUGGAAAACCGGCUCCCAAAAAGAGUGACUGGUGUGAGACAGAGCAAGCCAGCAAGAGAUGCGAGCAUAACGGGCAUCCGUGCAAUACAAUUGCAUGUCUUCUACUUCUCCUUGACGACUACCACGGAGAAAACUGCGAAAAGGGUCCAGCAGGAACUAGAUGAAUGGAGUGGAAAGCCGUCCUCGGCGGGCGGUCCCGAUUGCGAUGUAUCAGUGGUUCUAUAUGACCUCUCUGAGAUUGAGUACGACGACUUCUUCGUUUCUCCGCCCCGUCAUACAGAGUCGACGACGAAGUCAUUCUACCUGAUGCUUAUCCCCAGCUACAAUAUCGACACCGUCAUGGAUACGUUCAUUGAGCAGCUAAAGGAAACUCACCACGACUUCCGAAUUGAUACCGCUUCUUUGUCCGGCCUGCUUGGGUACAGCGUGUUUGGCAUCGGCGAUAGAGAAGGGUGGCCAACAGAAUCGGAAGGAUUCUGUUGUCAGGCCAUUGAAGUGGAUAAAUGGCUUGCCAGGCUCACUGGCCAGAAGCGCGCGUACCCGAUGGGUUUAGGCGAUGCGAAGAGCGAUGCUACGGAAAGGCUGCAGGAAUGGGUACAAGGAAUCGAACGGGCUGUACGGGACAUCUUCCUUGCGGGAGGACUUGGAGAAGGUGUGUCUGGCAGUGGAGAAGCUCUGGAAAGUGGUGACGAGGAUGAUGAAAUUAUGGAUCCAAAGAAAAACCCUUCAAAAAGAAGACGCGCCGAACGGAUCGAUGAUAUGGAGGACCUGGAUCGAAUGAUUCAGAAAGAUGCAAGCGAUGAUGCACCGUUGGCGAUCGACUUCACUACAUAUGGCAAGUCCAAACCGGGACCGCCUAUUGUGGAACGAAAAGAGAUGGUCCCGAAGUCAUCUCCAACAUAUGCAGCCCUAACGAAGCAGGGCUACACAAUUGUGGGAUCGCACUCAGGGGUAAAAAUCUGCCGUUGGACAAAAUCCGCCCUCCGAGGUAGAGGAUCAUGCUACAAGUACUCCUUUUACGGAAUCAAGUCGCAUCUAUGCAUGGAGACCACGCCCGCGCUCUCAUGCAGCAAUAAAUGCGUCUUCUGCUGGCGACAUGGCACCAAUCCCGUCGGUACCACAUGGCGAUGGAAAAUCGAUCCGCCCGAACUGAUCUUCGAGGGGGUGAAAGCAGGGCAUUAUAAGAAGAUGAAAAUGAUGAAAGGCGUACCGGGAGUGCGUGCUGAACGGUUCGAGGAAUCCAUGCGAAUACGACACUGUGCCCUCAGUCUCGUCGGCGAGCCGAUAUUCUAUCCACACAUUAACGAGUUCACUGCAAUGCUUCAUAAAGAGCAUAUUUCAUCCUUCCUCGUUUGCAAUGCGCAACAUCCCGACGAACUGGCCGCUCUCAAGCCCAUCACCCAGCUUUACGUAUCCAUCGACGCAUCGAAUAAAGAGAGUCUGCGAAAAGUUGACCGUCCGCUUCACCGGGACUUCUGGGAACGCCUAAUGCGAUGCCUGGACAUCCUCCGAGAGAGGAGGUUCCGACAGCGGACGGUUUUUCGCCUGACGUUGGUGAAGGGAUUCAACAUCGAAGACGAAGCGGAAGGAUACGCCGAUCUGGUCGAGAAAGGGCUGCCAUGCUUCGUGGAAAUCAAAGGCGUCACGUACUGUGGAACCUCGACGUCCGCUUCAGCUGGAUUGACAAUGCAAAACGUGCCGUUCUACGAAGAGGUCACGGAAUUCGUCGUUCAGUUGAAUGCGGCUUUGGAACGCCGAGGUCUGAAGUACGGGAUAGCUGCGGAACAUGCGCACAGCUGCUGCGUUCUUCUCGCCAGUACACGAUUUCAUAUCGAUGGAAAAUGGCAUUCAACGAUCGACUACGACAAAUUCUUCGAAUGCCUCGAAAGUGGUAAGGAGUUCGGGCCGGAAGACUACAUUGGUCCUCCAACGCCAGAGUGGGCAACCUGGGGCAACGGAGGUUUCAAUCCAGAGGACACGCGAGUGUUCAGGAAGGGAAAGAACAAGACCAUUCAGCAAACAGUGGAAAUUUGAAUGCAUUUCUAGUUUGUAAUUACUGUAGCGCUUUAUAUUGAACCGCUGUGUGAAAUGGGUAUCGGAACCAUCGUCAUAAUUCAUAUGGCAAUUCAGG